CAUGUGCUGAUAGGAGUGGGCGAUACGGUUUCGCUCAACUGCAGUGUUUUGGGCGCACCCGUGGUAUACGUGGUGUGGAAACGCAACGGCAAACCCAUUGCCUAUAAUAAUCGCAUCAAACUAUUUAAUGAACACUUUCUGCAUAUCAGACAAGUGACCGCUCAGGACCAGGCUAUGUAUCAAUGUAUUGCAAGCAACGAAUGGGAAAGCAGUACCGCAUCGGCCGAAGUGAGCCUCGUAUGGGACGGCCCGCACUUCACCCACACCUUCCCACCCCUGGAACCGCUCAGUCCGGGUCAGUCCCUAUCGCUCAAGUGCUCGGCCACUGGUCUACCCCUACCGCAGAUCGUGUGGACAGUCGACGGGCAGCCGGUGUCCGACAACUGGCGCCUCCGUAUAGGGGACUACGUGUCCAGCGAUGGUAUAGUCAACUCAUACGUCAACAUCUCUAACGUCGGGGAAGAAGACUGUGGACUGAUGAUGUGCCCGUCCGCCCCACACUUCCCGGUGUCGGUCAUACCGCUGGCGGCAGACAUGAAGUGA
Medioppia subpectinata is the source of this 543-nucleotide messenger RNA. Lineage: Eukaryota; Metazoa; Arthropoda; Arachnida; Sarcoptiformes; Oppiidae. The record is from the annotation of a GenBank genome assembly.